AUGGCUCCGACUUAUAGCGUCCGAAAGGUCGCUGCUCCCAAUACCUUGGAGCAUCGAGUUUACGUCGAGAAGGAUGGCGUCCCCGUUUCGGCCUUCCACGAUGUCCCUCUCUAUGCCAACGCCGAGCAGACCGUUCUCAACAUGAUUGUUGAGAUCCCUCGAUGGACCAAUGCCAAGCUUGAGAUCUCCAAAGAUGAGCUUCUCAACCCUAUCAAGCAGGAUAUCAAGAAGGGCAAGCUACGAUACGUCCGCAACUGUUUUCCCCAUAAGGGUUACCUAUGGAACUACGGUGCCUUCCCUCAGACCUGGGAAGACCCCAACUCCAUCCACCCUGAGACGAAGGCUAAGGGAGACAACGACCCCCUCGAUGUUUGCGAGAUUGGUGAGCUGGUUGGUUACCCUGGUCAGAUCAAGCAGGUCAAGGUUUUGGGUGUUAUGGCCCUUCUUGACGAGGAAGAGACCGACUGGAAGGUCAUCGUUGUCGACAUCAACGACCCCUUGGCUGCUAAGCUAAACGACGUUGAGGAUGUUGAGCGACACCUGCCCGGCCUCCUCCGUGCCACUAACGAGUGGUUCCGUAUCUACAAGAUCCCUGACGGAAAGCCUGAGAACCAAUUUGCUUUCACCGGCGAAUGCAAGAACAAGGCCUAUGCCCAAGAUGUCAUCCGUGAAUGCUCCGAGGCCUGGGAGAGAUUGAUUACUGGUAAGACCCAGCCCGGUGGUAUCUCUACGACCAACCUCACCGUUUCGCACUCCCCGAGUCGUGUUGGUCCCGAGCAGCUACCGCCUCUACCCACCAACGAAGAGCUCCCCCCUGAGAAGAUUGACAGCUCGAUUGAUAAGUGGUUCUUCAUCAGCGGUGCUGCGGCAUAGGUGCCUACACAUCUUCGAGGCCGGUAGAAAAAAGUUUGGCGGAUUUAUAACUUCGAAAAUUUCCGAAAAGCUCCACUUGAUAGCACAACUAGCAUGAUGUCUAUACCACAUGCAUUGGGUUAAUUGAAACACAUUACUUCCGAAAAAUAGACAAUUAUUCCUCGUUUCCAUUGCGUGGGCGUUAUAUUUCGUGAGAUAAGUCCGUAUUAAGGAAAUAAGUGCUGCGUUGUCUCUAAUAAUCGAAGAGAGUAU
Molecule: messenger RNA, 1125 nt
Organism: Hypoxylon trugodes
Lineage: Eukaryota; Fungi; Ascomycota; Sordariomycetes; Xylariales; Hypoxylaceae
Product: inorganic pyrophosphatase
Exons: 4
Coding region: 1-873 (290 amino acids)
Biological process (GO): phosphate-containing compound metabolic process
Cellular component (GO): nucleus; cytoplasm
Molecular function (GO): magnesium ion binding; inorganic diphosphate phosphatase activity
Source: RefSeq, a predicted model, not a curated record